Molecule: messenger RNA, 375 nt
Organism: Mycotypha africana
Lineage: Eukaryota; Fungi; Mucoromycota; Mucoromycetes; Mucorales; Mycotyphaceae
Exons: 1
Coding region: 1-375 (124 amino acids)
Source: RefSeq, a predicted model, not a curated record
AUGCAUGUAAGCCGUGUUAUCAUUUUCCGAUUCGAAGGUAAACAGAUCUCUUACCAUACCCGUUUUAUAGCCAAAAAAAGAAAAGCAGGAGCGAAGGAUGAUUACGAGACUAAGGCUGCAAAGGCUAGAGGAAAAAAGAAGAAGUUGGAAGACAGCAAGAAACGAGCAGAACAAGACGUUGUUUGUUCCUCUUGCGGUAAAGCAGGCCAUAGUAGAUCAUCUUCACCACUAUGCUUGAACUACAAGCCCCCAAAGGAUGUCUUGCUCCGCCAGCUGUUCGAAGAUGGUCAUGAAGUCUACAGCAUGAAACUGCUUCUAACCACACUGAUAAGACCAGCGUUUGCUCAAGUCGCUACAGAAAACAUCAUCAAAUGA